GUUCACACUCAAUCUACAUCUUCAGUAACUGAACCUCUUACAACCCCCAUAGUUGUCACUGAAACAACACCCCCAAUCAUUGUCACUGAGACAACCCCACCUAUUCACACUCAAUCUACAUCUUCAGUAACUGAACCUCUUACAACCCCCAUAGUUGUCACUGAAACAACACCCUUAAUCAUUGUGACUGGGACAACCCCACCUGUUCACACUCAAUCUACAUCUUCAGUAACUGAACCGCUUACAACCCCAAUAGUUAUCACUGAAACAACACCCUCAGUUAUUGUCACUGGGACAACCCCACUAAUUAACACCAAAACUACAUCUUUAGUAACUGAACUACUUACAACUCCCCCAGUUUUCACUGAAACAACACCCUUAAUCAUUGUCACAGGGACAACCCCACCUAUUAACACACAGCCAACUUCCUUAGUAACUCAACCUCUUACAACCCCUGUAGUUGUGACUGAAACAACCCCCCAAAUCAUUGUCACUGAGACAUCACCACCUAUUAACACCCAAUCCACAUAUUCAGUUAGCAAUCUACCUACAACCCCCACAGUUGUUUCUACCCCAACGAUUGUCACUGAAACAUCCCCCGCAAUCAUUGUUACUGGGACAACCCCACCUAUUAACACUCAAUCUUUAAAUACACCACCUGCAACUUCCACAGUAGUCACUGAAACAAAGCCUUCAAUCACUGGAACUGCGACAACACCUUGCUACUGUGAGAUAAACACAGUGCGAUAUACUCCAGGUCAAAUAAUCUACACAGUAGCAGACAAAGAAGGUUGUGAAUAUUAUGCAGAAUGCAGCAGUCAGUGCACAACAGUGAGACAUGUAGGAGACUGUACCACCCCAAGCACACCCGAACCUUCAUCAUCACCACCUCCAACAACACCCUCACCUGAAGAAACCACUCCAAGUGUAACAACUAGUCCUGUUCCCAGCACUACAUGUAUCAUGUAUGUGGCAGGAACAACAUCUGCAGAAUACCCAACAGCUACACCCUUUAUACCUGAACCCACAGACUCAGGCUUGAUAUCAACCUCACAAGUGGAACCAUACUCUGAAAAGUCUGUAACCAUUAAUGACUUUGGUACUCCAGCAUAUCCAACUUGUGACUGCAAGAUGCCAACUUGCAAGCCUGGUUAUCGCCCUGCAACUUUCUCAAGAAUGAAUUCCUUCUGCCCUCAAAUUUCAUGUGUGGCAGAAUCUGUCUGUGUCGUGGGAAAUGACGUAUACCAUCAAGGGUCAAUCGUUCCACAAUCCGAUGUGUGCCAAACAUGCAAAUGUUCUUCUAAAAAAGACAAUAAAUCCCAGUUCUAUGCUGUCAACUGCCAACCAAUUGUCUGUAACACAAACUGUAAGAAGGGCUUUAUAUACAAAACAAAAGCAGGCGUUUGCUGUGGAGAAUGUGUACCCUUGGAAAAGCCAAAGUGUAUUGUGAAGGGAAGCAAUGGUAUGAAGAUAAGCAUUGAGAUUGGACAUUCAUACUACCCCACAAAUAACACCUGUGUCCAUUAUGAAUGUGAUGCGAACGAUGACCAACCCAUCUUGACCAAAGUAAAGCAGGUCUGCCAGCAGCUGGACAUUUCUAGAUGCCAACCGAAUACGUUAAAACAGGAUGAAAAUGGAUGUUGCCAGACUUGUACAUAUAAGGAGGAAACAUGCAGUGCACGGAAACUCAAGAAGGUCCUAAGGGAUGGCAGCUGCUCACUGGACGUGGAACUCACAUACUGUGGAGGCCCCUGUAUGGGAGGAGCCAUUGAUUCUGAAACAUUAGAAGGAGGAUGUAGUUGCUGCAGACAAAAGAAAACACAAAGAAAGACUGUAAAUCUUGUUUGCCCUGGUAAGAAAUACAAGAGAUAUACCUACACAGAUGUGGUAGAAUGUGGAUGCGCAAGUUCUGUUUGCAGUGCUUCAAAAAUAUCAGGAGAAGCUCAUUCCAAAACAUCAGGAGAAGCUGAUCUAAAAUCAUCAAGACAUGCUUCUUCAGAAACUUCAGGAGAAGCUGAUUCAAAAGCAUCAGGUGAAUCUGAUCCCGAAAAUUCAAGAGAUGCUGCUCAAAAAGCGUCAGGGGAAGCUGAUUCAAAAACCUCAGGAGAAGCUGAUUCAAAAACCUCAGGAGAAGCUGAUUCAAAAACCUCAGGAGAAGCUGAUUCAAAAACCUCAGGAGAAGCUGAUUCAAAAACCUCAGGAGAAGCUGAUUUAAAAACCUCAGGAGAAGCUGAUUCGAAAACCUCAAGAGAAACUGAUUCAAAAGAGUCAAUAGUUGGAAUUGAAAACACAUCAGGAGAAGUUGAUCUAAAAAUACCAGAAGGAACUGACCCCAAAUCAGUAGAAGUUUCUUUAGAUACAUGAUAACUCUGUGAAUGCCAUUAGUGUUUGUCACUUAGGAGCUAGAUUCAGUAAAACUAAUUCAAAUAUUAUGUCUCCUAGAAGAUAGAUUAACUGCUCAUACUAAUGAUUUUCUAAAUUAUAUAGUUUUGCUGUCAUAUCAUGACAGCAAAGGCUACUUAACAUGGGCAGUGGAUGAUGCUAUUUCUUUCUAUUAAUGUUACUUUUCAGAAUUAAGUAGAAAAUAAUAAACAUGAUUACAACCUU
Molecule: messenger RNA, 2607 nt
Organism: Xenopus laevis (African clawed frog)
Lineage: Eukaryota; Metazoa; Chordata; Amphibia; Anura; Pipidae
Product: intestinal mucin-like protein
Exons: 12
Coding region: 964-2364 (466 amino acids)
Source: RefSeq, a predicted model, not a curated record